AGCAUCUGUCAAAGCCCACAUUUAAACUGCUGCCUGCCUGUGCAGCAGCCGAAGAACUACGGAAUGGAUUUUAUACACCAGAAUUCUGGGUUAAAACAGCUCCAAACCAUUUCUAUUACUGCCUAGCAACAAUGAAGGAAGGAACAGAGGGAAAUCCUAUUACUGAAGACAACUGAAGCACUACGCGCUAGCACUCCCUGCUAACACUACCAUUAGAAAUAUGGAUACUGGGGAGAGGAGAACACAGCACUGCAUUGUCCGACACGGGAAACACCAGAUGUAAAAAGCUCCGAUGCAUCGGCUGUGAGCGCCAGACAGCCCCGCUCCGAACAGAAACGAGAACUACUGUCCUUUUGUUUGCAGGAUGAACAAAAAGCCCCAAGACAAGGACGACACUUAUAAGCAAGGAAGGUAACACGGCAACGGGCAGACAGAUGGACAGAGUGGAUGCCGAGGGGAGCGAUCGCAGGAAGCAGGGCUGUGGGGGGAUGUGCGCAUGUUCGAGAGCAUCUUUUCUGCUGAAGUGAUGGCGUGCCAAAACUAUUUUCUGUGGGUAUAAUCCUCGCACCAUAAAUGGCCUGACCAAGGAAGAGCGAGCCAUUUGCAGACAAUUGCUCAACAUGAACGAAAGAAAAUGAAUACCAAAGAAUAGCAGUGGAUUGAAAACCAAUCGGAAAAGCAUUUUGCUUGACCACUGUCUCAUUUCCCAUCAUUGGAUCCUUACAACAUGCUUCAGUGGAGGAGACGACACUGCUGCUUUGCAAAGAUGACCUGGAAUACCAAAAGGUCUCUGUUUCGCACCCACCUCAUGGGCCUGAUCUCCCUGGUGUUUCUGUUUGCUAUGUUUCUGUUCUUUAAUCAUCACGACUGGCUGCCAGGCAGGGCUGGAUUCAGAGAAAAUCCCAUGGCUUACACUAUACGAGGAUUUAGGUCUACAAAAAUCGAGACAAACCACAGCUCGCUAAGAAACAUGUGGAGAGAUGCUGUACCUCAGACACUCAGGCCUCCAACAGUCACCAACCCCAACAACACAGAUCUGGCUCCACAGGGAGUAACUGGUUUGGAAAACACCCUCAGCGCCAAUGGAAGUAUUUACAACGAGAAGGGUACUGGGCAUCCGACUUUGUAUCAUUUCAAAUACAUCAUCAACGAGCCUGAGAAGUGCCAGGAAAAGACCCCUUUUCUAAUACUGCUCAUAGCUGCAGAGCCAGGCCAGGUAGAAGCCAGACAAGCUAUUCGGCAAACUUGGGGUAACGAAAGCCUGGCACCUGGCAUCCAAAUUGUUCGUAUUUUUUUGUUGGGGUUAAGCAUCAAGAUAAAUGGAUACCUCCAGCGCACCAUCCUUGAGGAAAGCAGACAGUACCACGACAUCAUUCAACAAGAAUACUUAGACACUUACUAUAAUUUAACCAUUAAAACUCUGAUGGGAAUGAACUGGGUUGCAACUUACUGUCCACAUGUUCCAUACGUUAUGAAAACUGAUAGUGAUAUGUUUGUCAAUACUGAUUAUUUAAUACACAAGCUUCUGAAACCAGAACUUCCUCCAAGGCACAAGUAUUUUACAGGUUAUUUAAUGAGAGGUUAUGCACCUAAUAGGAACAAGGAUAGCAAGUGGUAUAUGCCACCUGAUUUGUAUCCAAGUGAACGUUAUCCUGUAUUCUGCUCUGGAACUGGUUAUGUUUUUUCUGGAGAUUUAGCAGAAAAAAUCUUUAAAGUCUCCUUAAGCAUCAGACGUUUACAUUUGGAGGACGUGUACGUGGGGAUCUGUCUGGCCAAGCUGCGGAUUGACCCCAUGCCUCCACCCAACGAGUUUGUCUUCAAUCACUGGCGAGUUUCUUACUCCAGCUGUAAAUAUAGCCACCUUAUUACCUCCCAUCAGUUCCAACCUAGUGAACUGAUCAAAUACUGGAACCACUUACAACAGAAUAAGCACAACGCCUGUGCCAACGCAGCGAAAGACAAAGCAGGCAGGUACCGCCACCGCAAACUGCACUAGAAGGACGAGGCUCCCUCUGCCCACGUGCAACCUGUAAAUACUGCUGAGUGCAUGUACAGUGAACAUGGAUGAGCUUCAUGGGACAGCCUUCAGUUGAUCCCCAUCACAUAGUGGAGUCUGGAAAUUAUUUUUUUAAGUUGAAAAAAAAAAAAAAAGUAUAGUUCUUGAUAACAGUAAUAUUAUGAAAUGAUAACCAAAAGGUUUUCCCAGCAAAUUUGAGGAAAAAAAAAGAUGGUAUUAAGGAUUUUUGUGUUAAUGUGCAAUAAUAAGCAUGCACACUUUGGUGGUACAAUUGCUGAUUUAUGUGCCAAUAAAAUAUAAUGGAGCAUAUUUUCCACACUAAAAUUUUAUUUUAAAAAAUGCAUUCAUAGCUCUAGUUCUCUUCCAUGUAAUGAUCUCUUGUUAUCUAGAAUUGCUAUAAAAUGAAAAAUUAAAAACUAAGUAAAUUGCACAAAGGGCAGAUCAGUUUUACUUACAAUUAUUAUACACUACUUUAAUGUACA
Messenger RNA from Manacus vitellinus (golden-collared manakin), 2499 nucleotides. RefSeq names its product beta-1,3-galactosyltransferase 2 (gene B3GALT2). NCBI's taxonomy places the organism in Eukaryota, Metazoa, Chordata, Aves, Passeriformes, Pipridae. Gene Ontology annotation, molecular function: N-acetyl-beta-D-glucosaminide beta-(1,3)-galactosyltransferase activity. Gene Ontology annotation, cellular component: membrane. Bases 728 to 1996 code for a protein of 422 amino acids. The transcript is spliced from 2 exons. The record is from RefSeq and is a predicted model, not a curated record.